Molecule: messenger RNA, 1621 nt
Organism: Xenopus laevis (African clawed frog)
Lineage: Eukaryota; Metazoa; Chordata; Amphibia; Anura; Pipidae
Gene: tpst1.S
Product: protein-tyrosine sulfotransferase 1
Exons: 6
Coding region: 269-1366 (365 amino acids)
Cellular component (GO): Golgi membrane; Golgi apparatus
Molecular function (GO): sulfotransferase activity; protein-tyrosine sulfotransferase activity
Source: RefSeq, a predicted model, not a curated record
AGUGCUUCAGUGUAGACUCGAGGAAGCUUGUCCUAAACUCCGCCCUCCCCUCCCCAUGACAGGAGUUUAGUGUAGUGCGGGGAGGGGGGGCAGUAAACAACUGAAAGCAUGGCUCCAUUCCCCUUCUACACUGCUGCCUAACCUGGGCUGGAUUUCGUGCAUCUGAUGAACUGUGGAAGAGACCUCCUUGGGGUAAAGUUUUUUCAGCAUGACAGUUUAAGGAAAUUUUGUCAGUGCCAUCAGUUUCAAGAAGUACUACUUUAGCAAGAUGAUUGGAAAACUCAAGCAAAACCUGCUCCUGACCUGUCUUGUUAUAAGUUCAGUGACUGUAUUCUAUUUAGGGCAGCAUGCAAUGGAGUGCCAUCACAGGAUAGAGGAACGCAGUCAGCCUGUUAAAACUGAGACUGCCAAGGCAACAUUAAGAACUGAUAUCAAAAGAAAUUCUAACUUUACAUAUGAUAAGGACAUGCCAUUAAUAUUUAUUGGAGGAGUCCCUCGGAGUGGAACAACACUAAUGCGUGCCAUGCUGGAUGCCCACCCAGACGUUCGUUGUGGAGAAGAAACCAGGGUUAUCCCUCGUAUUUUGGCAGUCAAACAAAUGUGGGCACGAUCAAGCAAAGAGAAAAUAAGGUUAGAUGAAGCAGGUGUUACGGACGAAGUACUAGAUUCAGCCAUGCAGGCAUUUUUACUGGAAAUCAUAGUGAAACAUGGAGAACCAGCACCAUAUCUUUGUAAUAAAGAUCCAUUUGCUUUAAAAUCAUUGACUUAUUUAGCCAAGAUAUUCCCCAAUGCCAAAUUUCUUCUGAUGGUGAGGGAUGGACGUGCCUCAGUACAUUCAAUGAUUUCAAGGAAAGUCACCAUAGCUGGCUUUGAUCUAAAUAGUUAUCGAGACUGCUUGACAAAGUGGAAUCGUGCUAUAGAAACCAUGUAUAAUCAAUGCAUGGAAGUGGGUUAUGAUACGUGCAUGUUAGUACAUUAUGAACAACUGGUUUUGCAUCCAGAACUCUGGAUGAGAACUCUUUUGAAGUUUCUUCAUAUAACAUGGAGUGAUGCUGUGUUGCACCACGAAGACAUGAUUGGCAAAGUAGGCGGUGUAUCAUUAUCUAAAGUUGAAAGAUCCACUGACCAAGUUAUUAAGCCAGUAAAUGUUGAAGCUUUGUCAAAAUGGGUUGGGAAAAUACCAGCAGAUGUAUUAAGAGACAUGCCUGUCAUUGCACCAAUGUUAGCCAAACUUGGUUAUGAUCCAUAUGCAAACCCACCCAACUACGGAAAGCCAGAUCAGAAGGUCCUUGACAACACAAGAAGGGUUUAUAAAGGUGAAUUUCAACUACCAGAUUUCCUGAAAGAGACUGCAGCAGUGAAGUAGAGUUGCCGAGUCUUCCACCAAGGAAAAGAUGAUUUGUCCCUGGUGACAGACACAUGGUUCAGUUUCCUUGCUGCACAAUGGAACAUCUCUAUCCUGCAUUUUGCCAUGCCUCCACAACUAGUACUGAUCCACCUGUAUGAGUAAAGCACGUCUCUGUGGCUGGAACCACCCAUUCCUUUGCAGUGGUGUAGUACUGUAUUUACCAGCAGAGUUUUGUUUCUAUGUACAUUUUAAUAAUAACUAUCUGUUAAAAUA